AGUGGAGCGGGAAGAGGAAUAUAGAGAGGGGAGAAGUAAAAUGGGGCAGGAAUACAGAAACAUUAACAGAGACGAAACGAGAAAAUGAUCUAAGAAGACAAGAGAAAGGUGGAGAGGGAUAGGGCUGUAUAAAUUCAACGUUUUGCUGGCUGGCUGGCUGAGGGAUGGGCAGACGGUCACAUCCAAAGGACGCGUAGGUUUCUGAUGUCAACAAACAUUUAUUUUCUAAAUGCUGAAGAAGGAAAUAGUUGCAUCUUGCAGUUGCAGGUCUGAGGGUGAGAGAGUUUAAGUCGCUUAUUUGACAGGUCUUGGAAUUUGCACGGCACAAUAAAUAAUUCACGUAAUUGUAGAUGAUAUAAGUAACGUAUGUAUGUUGAAUUCCUUUGCACCGUAUGUAGCCAACCAUGCUAAUCGGAGGUGCACAACAAAAUAUAUAAGCAGACGGUUCACCUUCCCGUAUCUGUCCCUGCACAUGCGAAUAAAGUAGUCUUUACACAUCCCAUCAGUCACACGGCCUUCUGGGGGGUACAUCAUUGUACCACCGUUGGUUCAAGAAAGUUUGACGGCUGAUGACACUGUCCAAUCUGGUCUCCAAUUUGCUUGUAUUAAACCAACGCUGCUGAAAUUGUGCACUUUCAAAAGGCCGUGUGGCUGGUGGGUUUUGUAAAAAUAAAAUACUUUUUAAGUGAAGGGACAGAUAUGGGAACGAGGCAUAUUGGCUGCUACUUAUUAAUUUGGUGUUUGAAUUAUGGUGGCUGAGAUAUACUAGUACAUUUACUCGUGUGGUGAUAGCUCAAGUUGUCCUUGAUGGAAAUAGCUUCACCACUGUCUCUGCUCUUGGGCGUGCAGUUUAAUUUCAGGAAUGCAGUAUCUUGACAAUAUUUGCACUUUUUUAAUAUGCCUGUCUGCAUAUCAGUGUAUACUGUGUAAGUGGAAGCACUGGAAAAUUUUCUUACACACAUUGAUAUAUUGGCAUACCGACAGGUCUCAAUCCACACCCCCAUGCCCCUCUGCACAAAGAGUACAGUGGCUGGAUACAGUGCGGGUUUUUUGUUGAAGGAAGUGGUGUGUGCACGUGAUGUUUACAACUCCACGUUAGUCCGAGGCUGAGCGAAGUUUGGUAUCUCACUCCCACAAGGCGAGAGCCACUAUAAACCAUGCCCACACUUGCAGCGCCUGUCUGACGCUUAAAUCACUUGCCGCCGGUACACCUGCGGAAUAGUUUUUGCAGGCGGGGACAGCCGGGAACGGAUAUAGCUCAGCUCGCCAUGGAACACUUUCUGAACACAGUCAUCGGACGCACCGCCGAGUUUUUUCAAAACUCCGAGGUUGAGUUCAUCGACGUGGACCAAGAAGGGGACAAGGCAUGGACGAGUCCCCCCAGCCCCACAGACUCGCCAAAGCCCCCAGACUCGCCCCGUGCCGCGCUCACUACGUGGAUUCCGCUCGCCGCGUUGUUCAGCAGCAACAGCAGCAGCAAGAGAGAUGAAUUGGAGCCGAUCGUGGAGGAGGAAAGCUGCGUUGGGGCAAAGGGGCAUGAUGGCGUUUGCACCCAGGAGCAGCCGCCUCUGCAGUUGGCCCCCCGUGCCUCUGUGGUUGAACUUCAACCCGGUGUCCGGCAGUAUCAUUAUGGACCUCUCAAAUAUGAUUAUGACUCGCCUGAAGACACAGGCCAGAAGAAGUCAGGCGAACGAAAAGAAAGAAGAAUGUCCUUCCAGAAGCCCAAAGGCAUGAUGGAGUACACGGCAGGUGCCCAGGAUACUCUUAACAGCAUUGCUCUCAAAUUCGACACCACUCCUAAUGAGCUGGUACAACUCAACAAACUUUUUUCACGCAUGAUAGUUCCCGGACAGAUGCUGUACUGUCCAGACCCAGACUAUAUGUCCAGCGAAGGGAGUUCCCCAUCUGUGAGUCCUGUCAGCCCGCUGUCUCCUACGUCUUCAGAGGCCGAGUUUGAGAAACUGCAGGACAUGGAGCCAGCGACGCAGCGGCCGUCGGAGAGGCCCGCGCCCGCGACGUCAUCGCCCAAUCCUGCCCGGUCGGCUCGCGUUGUCUCGUCCACGUCGGAGGAGGAGGAAGCGCUGAGCGAGCGCUUCCUCAAGAUCAACUGCAAGUACAUCACCAACGGAAAGGGAGUGGUGGGCGGGGUGCUUCUGGUCACACCGAACAACAUCAUGUUUGAUCCUCACAAGCUCGACCCCCUGGUUGUAGAGAACGGCUGUGAGGAGUAUGGCAUUAUUUGUCCAAUGGAUGAGGUGAUAUCUGCAGCCAUGUACCACGAUAUCGUCAACACCAAGAUAAAGGAUGUCACUCCGAUGCCUGAAGAGUGGGUGAACUUGGCAUUGGGGAAGAAGACGACGAGCAGCAUCAGACCACAUGGCGAGGAGCGUGAGUCCCGGCUCGUGGAGGCGGGUAACGACAGCGCAAGCACCGCACCAAAAAGCACCGAGGAAUCUCUCUCGGAAGAGGUGUUCACGGAAUCGGAGUUGUCUCCCAUUCGGGAGGAGGUCGCCUCUUCGGAUGAACUCGAGCAGUCAUCGAGGUCAGCCGAGGGCCUUGCCAACAGUGGUUCUGACAAGACGCUCACGGCUUCGGAACCGCCGGAGCCGUGUGCGGUUUCUGCUCAGGACGAAGCUCGGACCACGGGCGACAGUGGUUUCGUCGCCGGUCAUUCGCAGGAUGCCGGUGAUGCAUCUCUCGGGGGCCGUGAUCCGAACAGCACCGAGAGCCAAGGCUCCUCCAGUGAUACCACGACACAGACCACCUGCCACGAGGUCUCCAUUGAAGCGGACGGAGACGGAUGGAAGCCCUGCGAUCAUUUGGACGGCAGCGAGAAAGCCAAAGACGAGCGGGCGUCCGCUGAACCUGAGGCGGGCGCCGAAGCCGCGGCAGAAUCUGAACCGAACGCUUCAGUCGAAAAAGAGCCGGAGAAAGUUAACGAAGGUGCCAAGGGAGUUGUAGGGCAGACGGAAGAACUCGAGGAGCUAAGAAAGAUGUGGAAGUCGCACACAUUGCAGCAUACGCGGGAGCAGAGAGAUAACAUACAGCAUGCAGAUGUCUUCUCCAGUGAAAAACGAGUGAAGAAGGCAGUCAUGUUCCUGUGCUUGAGAGUGGGCAAGCCCAUGAUGAAGACCUUCGUAUCGCAUGCACAGGCCAGCAUGCAGCAGUAUGCCCAGAAGGAUACUGAACCAGAAUAUUGGUUUGCCGUGCCACAGGAAAGGGCGGAUCACCUCUUCGCCUUCUUCGUGCAGUGGAGCCCCGAGCUGUACGGCGUGGAGGGGGAUGAGCCCGGCAAAGAGCCCGGCUUCGUGGUGGUGGAGAAGAGUGAGGAGUCCGACAUGAUCGACGACGUCUAUGACGAGGCCUCUGGGAAGGAAUGGGAGGUUGUUUCUGUCAGUGAGUACCAUCGCAGAAUUGAUGAACUUAAUUCUGGAGAGCUCCGUAACCUCUGCAAACGUCUGAAGAUCGUGACUGCAGAUGAAGCCAAGAGGCAGCAUGGCCCAGUGGCGUCGACCACUGAUCUAGGGCCAGAGGCAUGGAAACCAGUCCUCAACAGCUCCAGCUCCAUCCUGGAACAGGAUCACAUAAAUAAGCUGGCGGCAAACCUUCCCCCUCGCACGGUGGGAUACCCAUGGACGCUCGCCUAUAGCACAUCCAAGCAUGGAAUGAGCCUUAAAACUCUCUACCGCACCAUGGUUGGUCUGGACUCCCCCAUGUUGCUUGUGAUUAAAGACACUGACCGGCAGAUUUUUGGAGCGCUUUCAUCUGAUCCCUUCAAAGUGAGCGAUCAUUUCUAUGGCACAGGGGAGACCUUCCUGUUUACCUUCAACCCAGAGUAUCAGUGCUACAAAUGGACUGGCGACAACCUCUUCUUCAUUAAAGGAGAUAUGGACUCGCUGGCUAUCGGCGGUGGAAGUGGACAAUUUGGCUUGUGGUUGGAUGAAGACCUGUAUCAUGGACGGAGCCACUUCUGUAAAACCUUUAAUAAUGAAACGCUGUCGAAGAAAGAAGACUUCUUCAUCCAGGAGGUUGAAGUUUGGCUGUUUGAAUAGUGGAUCACUACAGGGCUGUCCAGGCUGUUUAAUCAGAUCUCCUUGUGGCUUCUUUGCAAUACCUGUUGAUGUAUAGAUAACUUGCAAUGUCAAUAAUAUUUGAUCACGGUGGAGCUUUGGGUGCCGCUGUAUUUUGACUCUCAUCAUAUGCGAAAACAGCUUCAGUGGUGUUCGUGAAAGUUAUGCAUAAUAGGAAACCAUACGAUCGAACGUGAACAGCAGUGGAGCAACACAAUUGGCCUUUUAACAUCAGCAUGAGCAGAAGUAAAAGACAUACCGAUGUGAUACGGUGCACCGUACAUUGUGUUGUGUGCUUAUAAUGUGGCACAAUUCUCUGUCGUUUCCUCAGAUUGUGCGAUUAUGUUAUCGUCACCCAUCACAGUUGUUUAUGUAGCUGUUCAGACUGUAUAAUGAGGGUUGAAAUAAUGAGUUGUAUAACUUUGAAUAUUUAACGUUGCUUUGGUGUCAGUAGUCACUAGCUCAUUAUGGUGUUAUGCCCUGUAGGUUUGAAAGAUGCGAUUUAAUUUUGCCAACACUUUUUCAAACAGUCAAGGUUAUGCCACUGAGCUUUACGUGAGAGAGAUGUGAAAUGCAACAUCAGUUACGGCUUAACCCAACAGAAACGUACAUAAACACAAUUUGCAUUAUAUCAUUGUAUGCACUUGGUAAUGCCAAUUAAAUAAAGUUGAGCAGAAAACAUGAUUACGUGUUAAUGAAUAAUACUAUUAAUAUAAGCAACGAUAAAUGUUGUUGCUAUUUGCACACGUUUAUACUUACCCCGACCAAUGCUUAGCAAUGCUAAGGUAAUCCUACAAUGCAGUGUAUAUUGUACACAUAAUGGUGUGCAUUAUAUUGUAUAUUGUGUUGCUUGGUCUGCCAGUUAAUUGAGUCUGUGUCUAGAACAUUCGUGGUAAACCAGUGGCUGUACAGUCGUAAUCCGGAUUCUCUCAAGCUUUCAGAUGGCGCUAGCUAGCAUAUAAACACAAGUGACAUCCUGAAUCCGUAAGAUGGUGUGAAUCCAAUGUAUGUGCUGGUGACUAUGUUAUAUGCAAGAGCAUUUAUUUCAUUCCGACAUGCAGUAAGUGCAAUCGCGUGCAUUGUACAACAUAGCAGACCACCUCCCCGGGAAUGUCAAGCACGUCUCAAAAAACAAUGGCAAAAGGAUGGUAUCUAAGAAGCUGCAAGGAAGUUGAAAUAUAAGUAGAAUGCAAUAUUUUAGAUGCUUGCCAAGCAGGCGUGUGUUGCUGUGGGAGUUAAUGGAUAGCUAAGUGCAUAAGGAUUUUUUGAAAAUUAUGUGUAAAGUCGGCUAGUUUUGUGAUCGCAUUACAACAACUGCCUGUCAUUUGCAAUACCAGAGGUUAAGAGGGGGCAUUCUGGGUAGUGCUGCAAAUAGUCCUGCAAGAGUAUCUUGUGCGUGUUUGUAAUUUCAGUGGGAAAAAAAUUAUUUCAAUAAGCAACGAUGGUCUCACAACAGUACCUUAACUCUCCAUUGUAGUGUCUGACUCACGGAGGCAUGCUACACUAUACUGUAGCUGUAUAAUCCACUCCCGUAAUGUCCUAGAGCCAUAUGUAUCUGUAGCACAAAAACUCUUGACCUGCAUUUGUUCCUUUUAAUUCUUUGUUGGACGUGUAGAUUUUUUCCCCAUACCAAAUGCAUCUAAACAGUUAAAACCACAAGGAAAUUAUUAAAAAAGUAUAACUUUGUUUAUAUAUACCAUAAAGUUGGGUAUAAUUCAUACUAAUUGGAUAAUUUUUAUUUUUGUUGUUGAACAUGCUGAUUUGAAAAUUCUGACAAAAUGUGGUCUAUUGAUUUGCUGUAAGUAUGGAACUGCAUUUUAUGUCAUGAAAUUAGUAGGUAAUUCAAACUAUGAAUGCACUGGUUCAUGUUUUCUUUUUCCCUAUAUUUCCCCCAAUAGUUUUUAUCUAUAUACAGUAUAUACCUACAUGCUCUUGCUGUUUAAUAUGCAGUCAUUAUGAUUGCUCAAUAAAAAUAAUUAAAAAAACACUGACAAAAAAAGAAAAACUGAAAAAAAGAAGUAAACUUGAAUGUUUAAUAUUUUCAUUCCUGCUAAUGUGUAUAUUUUGUUGUACAUUUAUGAAUGUAAAGUAAAUGAGAAAUUAUAUAUAUACAUAAAGUUUAAUCUGUUAUGGUUUACAAAAUGCUGGCUUAAAACAGCCUAGAUUGUACCGGACAUGCAAACCUCACUGUCAUGAGUGACAGGUGGCUUUCGAGUAUUAAUAGCAAAUAAAACAAUCCUUGGAAUUAUACCCAU
Molecule: messenger RNA, 6325 nt
Organism: Petromyzon marinus (sea lamprey)
Lineage: Eukaryota; Metazoa; Chordata; Hyperoartia; Petromyzontiformes; Petromyzontidae
Product: oxidation resistance protein 1-like
Biological process (GO): response to oxidative stress
Cellular component (GO): nucleus
Source: RefSeq, a predicted model, not a curated record